Messenger RNA from Adineta steineri, 1929 nucleotides. The record is from the annotation of a GenBank genome assembly. Lineage: Eukaryota; Metazoa; Rotifera; Eurotatoria; Adinetida; Adinetidae.
AUGUUUUCAACGAAGAGUUUUUCAAAAAUUCAACAAUUAUUAAUCAUAUAUCGACAAACAAAUCGAUUAUGUUUUAUGUAUUCAUCCUCAUCAUCAUCAUCAUCAUCAUCGAUAAAAUUAGGUUCAACAAUGAAGAAAUUGAUAGAUUCAAAAGAAUAUAAAAAAGUUUUAAAUCUUUAUGAUAAACAUUGUGAAAUGUGUACAGAUUUUGUUAUUGAUAUGACAAUUAAAGCAUGUAUUCAAUUAAAUGAUUAUGAACGUAUUAAAAAUAUUGAGAAAAAUCUUUCAUCAAAAUCAUUCAACAGUUCUUUUAUUCAAACAUCACUCAUUCAAUUUCAUUUUCAAAAUGGUGAUAUCGAUAAAGUAUUAAAUAUAUCUUCUAGAAUAGCUAAUAAAUCGAAUUAUCUUUACACAAUUGUUUUCAAAGGUUUAAAUACACAUAAUAGAGCAGAUAUAGUACUUGAUUUAUAUGAUAAAAUGACAAUUAAUCCGGAUGAUUAUACAAUAGCUACUAUAUUUAGUUCAUGUGCUCAACUUGCUAAUCAACGAGCAAUGAAUAUUGGAAGAAGACUUGUUGAUAAAAUAUCUCAGAAUAUUCAAAAUAAAACUUCACUUCUAAAUUCAUCAAUACAUAUGUUGAUGAAAUUUGGGGAUAUAACAAAAGCUGAAGAAUUUUUACAAAUGAGUAAAAAGAAAAAUAUCAUUACAUAUGGUGCUAUGAUAAACGGAUACAAUAUAAAUAAUCAACCAUUGAAAUCUUUCAAUCUUUUUCAACAAAUGAAACAUGAAAAUAUUAAACCCAAUGAAACCAUAUUUAUCUUACUUAUUGGUACUUGUUCACAAACCGGUUUAUUAUCAAGAUGUCAAUAUAUUGUUAAUCAAAUACCUUUACAUUUCUACAAGAAUAUACAACUAAACAAUUCAUUAAUUGAUAUGUGGGGCAAAGCUGGUUCAAUUAAAAAUGCUCAACAGAUUUUUGAAUCAAUCAAUAAUCCUAAUAUUAUUACAUAUAAUGCAAUGAUUAAUGCAUUUGGACUUAAUCGUAUGGGUUUCGAAGCCAUUAAAUUAUAUAAAAAAAUAUCGAAUAAUUUACACAAUGAAAGAUCACAUAUUUGUGUAUUGAAUGCAUGUUCUCAUUCGGCUCUUCAUCGUGAAGCUUAUUCGAUUUUCAAUCAAAUUUCUAAUAAAACAGAAAGGAUAAUUACCACAAUGAUUGAUUGUUUAAGUCGUCUUUUUUUGUUCGAUGAAGCACAAAAAUUGAUAAAUGAAUAUGAAAAAACAAAUCCACCAUCUUUACUCAUGUAUAUGGCUAUGUUAUCUGGUGCACGUAAUCGUCGUCAUUCAAUUAUAUCAGAAAACAUUUAUAAUAAAAUGAAAAGUUUAUUUCCUGGUGAAAAAGAUGCACUCAUAUCUGCUUCUAUUCUUCUUGCUAAUACAUAUACAUCGCUGGGUGAUUCACAACGAGCAGGAGAUAUUCGAUUAGAUCGAAUAAAAGAAUUUGGUAAAGAAGUUAGAGUCGGAUUAUCAUGGACUGAAGUAAAUGGUACAAUUGUGCAAUUCAAAGCUCAUGAUCAAUCUCAUCCUCAAUCGAAAGAAAUUUACACUGAACUUAAACAAAUCUCUGCUGAAUUAAUUGAAUAUGGACAUGAAUAUGAUUCAACUUGGAUGACUCGUCCAUUACAGAAAAAUGAAACUGUUGAAUCGGUGUUAUGCGGUCAUAGUGAAAGAUUGGCUAUUGCAUUCAAUUUUGUUGCACGAUCAAAUCCUUCAAUGAUUCAAAUUACUAACAAUCUUCGAGUUUGUGGUGAUUGUCAUGAAGCAACAAAAUUAAUUGCAAAAAUACGGAAAUGUGAAAUCAUUGUUCGUGAUGCUAGUUGCAUUCAUCAUUUUUAUACCAAUGGACAAUGUUCUUGUCAAGAUCAUUUUUAA